AAACCCCUGUGGAUCGUCUUCCUUCCUUACAAGCAGCCAUCCCCAUAAAAUAUGGAAGCCACUAACCUUGAAAGAUUCCACAACUAACGAUCUGAUUGCUAUAUAAGAUCGGAGUAGUGGCUUUCAUUUUACUGCAACCUUUGAACUCCCCCUCUCUUUCAAGGUUUAACAAAUCCCAAUUCCAUCUGCUAUAUCUUUAAUGGCGCCUUUGGUUAAGGAUCAAGUAGAGCCUCAACAUGCCAAAAUCCUAGCCAUUGGCACUGCAAAUCCACCAAAUGUCUACUACCAAGAGGACUAUCCUGAUUUCUUGUUUCGAGUCACCAAAAACGAACACAGAACGGAUUUAAGAGAGAAGUUCGAUCGCAUAUGUGAAAAAUCAAGAACAAGGAAACGUUACUUGUACCUAACAGAAGAGAUUCUAAAGGCUAACCCAAGCAUAUAUACCUAUGGAGCUCCAUCACUUGAUGUGCGCCAAGACAUGUUGAACCCUGAGGUCCCAAAGCUAGGGCAACAAGCAGCACUGAAAGCCAUCAAAGAGUGGGGCCAACCUAUCUCAAAGAUCACCCACCUCAUCUUUUGCACAGCUUCUUGCGUUGACAUGCCAGGUGCCGACUUCCAAUUGGUCAAGCUUCUCGGCCUUAACCCAUCCGUCACCAGAACCAUGAUCUACGAAGCUGGUUGCUAUGCUGGUGCAACUGUCCUCCGCCUGGCCAAGGACUUCGCAGAGAACAAUAAGGGUGCACGCGUCCUUGUGGUGUGCGCAGAGAUCACGACCGUGUUUUUCCACGGACUCACUGACACCCACCUAGACAUACUAGUGGGCCAAGCACUUUUUGCUGAUGGAGCAUCUGCUGUGAUUGUUGGGGCCAAUCCAGAGCCUGAAAUUGAGAGUCCACUGUUUGAAAUCGUGGCAUGCAGACAGACGAUCAUACCUAAUUCAGAGCAUGGUGUCGUGGCCAACAUUCGUGAAAUGGGGUUUAAUUAUUAUUUAUCAGGAGAAGUCCCCAAAUUUGUUGGUGGAAAUGUUGUGGAUAUUCUGACUAAAACUUUCGAAAAAGUUGACGGAAAGAAUAAGGAUUGGAACUCCUUGUUUUUUAGUGUGCACCCUGGUGGGCCUGCUAUUGUAGACCAGGUGGAGGAGCAAUUGGGUUUGAAGGAAGGGAAACUUAGGGCAACAAGGCAUGUGUUGAGUGAGUAUGGCAACAUGGGAGCUCCAUCUGUCCAUUUUAUUUUGGAUGAGAUGAGAAAGAAGUCGAUUGAGGAAGGCAAAACUACAACUGGUGAAGGUUUGGAAUGGGGUGUCGUAAUUGGAAUCGGACCAGGACUUACAGUCGAGACAGCUGUGUUGCGUAGUGAAUCUAUUACAUGCUAAAUACUUGCAUAAAAUGAUUCAUACAUUGGUUAUGCAUUUCACGUGAUACGAGCGAGUACUGGAUAACCGGUGUAUACACACCCCUGCUGCAGCUGAGUUUUCUACCUAGUCAAAUAAUCAUUUCACGAUCACAGUUUUUGUGAUUAUUUUUCGUUUCACAUAUAUAAGAAUAAAAGUCUUUGGAUUGGAGGGUCCACAUAUGUACGGCUAGUCCAUUUGACUUUGGUUUUUCAUUUAAUUAAUAAGAUUGUGCACGUUAUAUUUA
This is a messenger RNA of Pyrus x bretschneideri (Chinese white pear), 1637 nucleotides long. RefSeq names its product 4-hydroxycoumarin synthase 1-like. Gene Ontology annotation, biological process: polyketide biosynthetic process. The transcript is spliced from 2 exons. NCBI's taxonomy places the organism in Eukaryota, Viridiplantae, Streptophyta, Magnoliopsida, Rosales, Rosaceae. Gene Ontology annotation, molecular function: acyltransferase activity, transferring groups other than amino-acyl groups. The record is from RefSeq and is a predicted model, not a curated record. Bases 200 to 1372 code for a protein of 390 amino acids.